UCAAAGUCAAAUCAAAAGUCAUUGUUGUGUUGAUUCAUGAUUGUGAAGAAACUGUUGGUCUUGUUUUGUGUGAGAUUUAUUACGUUUAUAAUAUUAUUCUAUUUUUGCAAUGGACACAGAAGUGGUAAAGAGCAAACCUUUAACAAAAGAUGAGACAAAAACUUUGCUGGAGCUCAUAGAAGCCAGCAAAAUUAUCACGACUAAAACUACCAAUGCGACAAACAAUAAAUUGAAAACCGAAGAAUGGAGUCGCAUAGCUGUGCGAUUCAAUGCCUCGGCAACAGUUUGUCGUCGUACACCACAGCAACUGCGUUUAAAGUGGGAAAACUUAAAGAAAAACGCACGUAAACGUAGCACAAAAAUAAGGAUGAAUUGCAUACAGACUGGGGGAGGAGCUGGGGAAUAUAUCCCUCCAGAUGAAAUACUGGAUAGAGUUACAAGUCUGCUGGGAAGCACAGCCAGCGGAUUUGAAGUGCCCUUUGGUGGUGAUCGGGACAUAGACUCUGGUGAUGGUAGUGGUGAAGGUUUCGCUAGUGGAGAAGUGUAUGGUGGUGGUAAUAGUAACGCCAGAGUAAAUGAAAAUGUAAUUAUUUCUAACUAUGACCCAAAACCAGUUCAAAAGAUCAGUACUAGUGUGGAGGACCUGGAGCCUGAGAUGUGCGAGGUGUUUGUGGUGCAGGAAGAGAUCCCUCCUCAAAGACCUAAAAAGCUUUUAUUUAAUACCCCAAAAACCGGUAAGUUUAAAAGGCAGACGGAUCCCCAUCCAAGCAAGAUUGCUAAAGACGUUGCCAUAGCAGAGUACUUUACUACCAAAAAAAAGUGUGUACAGGAGAAGAUGGAAUUUUUUGCAUUGAAUAAUGAAAAAUUAAAAUUAGAAAAUGAAAAACUGAAAUUAGAAAUAGAAAAAAUGAAAAAUAAAGUUUAAUUUAGUUAAUGUUAUAUAUAGUUUUUAGUUUUCAUUAUCUUUUAAAGUAGUUUAAUUUUAAGUUUUGUGUAUCCUUCACUUGUUAUGUAUGUAAAUAGCUAGCCUCUUUUGUAAUUAAAGA
Aricia agestis (brown argus) is the source of this 1046-nucleotide messenger RNA. RefSeq lists its product as uncharacterized. The transcript is spliced from 4 exons. Gene Ontology annotation, cellular component: nucleus. The coding region runs from base 110 to 925 and encodes 271 amino acids. NCBI's taxonomy places the organism in Eukaryota, Metazoa, Arthropoda, Insecta, Lepidoptera, Lycaenidae. The record is from RefSeq and is a predicted model, not a curated record.